Molecule: messenger RNA, 2270 nt
Organism: Thunnus maccoyii (southern bluefin tuna)
Lineage: Eukaryota; Metazoa; Chordata; Actinopteri; Scombriformes; Scombridae
Gene: larp7
Product: La ribonucleoprotein 7, transcriptional regulator
Exons: 13
Coding region: 177-1874 (565 amino acids)
Biological process (GO): RNA processing
Cellular component (GO): nucleus
Molecular function (GO): mRNA binding
Source: RefSeq, a predicted model, not a curated record
AGGCUUUCAUGUUUCUGUUCUCGUAUGACGAAUUAAUUCUGCGCCAUCUCACUGAACGAACCAAUGCCGUUUAUAUGAAGAUAGCCAGCUAGCUAGUUGCUGUUUUAUGUAAGUUUUGUGUAUGCUGCGCAUUAAACUGGACUGUUUCGUCAUCUUAUACCGGUCAACCCUACAGGAUGAUUGACACAGAGAGGGGAGCUGUGGAUGCUGGUGCUGAAGAACCCAGCAGUAAGAACAAGGAGACAGAGAAGAAGAAGAGGUCCCGUGUCAAACAGCUGCUGGGUGAUGUGAAGAAGCAAGUGGAGUUCUGGUUUGGGGACGUCAACCUUCACAAGGACCGCUUUCUGAAAAAGCUCAUCGACGAGUCAGAUGAUGGAUACGUUGAUAUAUCCCUGUUGGCAAGCUUCAAUCGAAUGAAGAAGCUGACAACUGACACCAAGUUGAUUGCCAGGGCGCUGAAAAACUCCUCUGUGGUUGAGGUUAAUCUAGAGGGAAAUAAAGUAAGGCGCCAGCUUCCAAUUGGAGACAUACCAAAUGAUGUCGACAGCCGCACAGUCUAUGUGGAACUUUUGCCCAAGGAUGUGACGCACAGCUGGAUAGAGAGAGUGUUCACAAAAUGCGGGAAUGUUGUUUAUAUCAGCAUCCCAAGAUACAAGUCCUCUGGCGACUCGAAGGGGUUUGCCUUUGUCGAGUUUGAGACAGUGGAACAAGCACAGAAAGCCAUAGAGAUGCUGAACAAUCCUCCUGAAGAUGCUCCCAGGAAGCCAGGCAUUUUCCCCAAGACAAAAAGCAGGAAGCCCAUUUCUCUGCCAGCCGACAAUCCCCCAUCAGGUGAGGAAGAGGAGAAGAAAAAGCGGAAGAAGAAGAAAAAGAAAGAAGGUGCCACAGUGCAGACUUCUGCAGAAGAAGUGAAAGAGCAGGAGAUGGAAGCAGAGCCAUCUGAGCAAAAGAGGAAGCGCUCGGUAGCGGAGGAUUUGGAGCAAGAGGUUGCCAGCAGUCAGAAAACACUGGGGAAACUGUCAGAGAAAAAAAGACGGAGGUCGCAGACAGCAGAGGGAUCAGAAAGUGAACUACCAUCUAAGAUGAGAAAGACCAGUGAAAGUGAAGCUGGAGACAAGGAGAGAGAGACCAAGAGCAACGUAGAUCCGCCCACUGAAAGCGUGAAAGAAAGAGGUGUUGAGGAAGGAAAAGAAAACAGAGAUGACUCAACAGUCAAAGCAAAGAGAAAGAGAAAAAAGAAACACAAGGAGAAACUGAAAAUCGGGGAGGAAGUUAUCCCGCUCCGAGUCCUACCAAAAAAAGAGUGGCUUGAACUGAAGGAGGAGUAUUUGACCUUGCAAAAGCGCAGCAUGGCGUCCCUGAAGAAGUGCAUUAGUAAGAUUGAUCACAAGGAGCACAAGAGUUUAAUGGAGAUGGACAAUGAGCCUCAAGAUGGGAACAAUGAGAAGAGUGAAAAAGCAACCAACCAGGGUCCUCAGUUUACCAGUGGUGUCAUCAUGAAGAUUACAGACAACAAGCCGCUGCCAGGGAGGAAGUUCAUCAAAGAAGCUCUGUCCAAAAUCUCACCAGUGGCAUACAUUGACAUCAUUGAGGGAGAUGCUGAGGGUCACAUCCGUUUUCAUACUCCAGAGGAAGCUAAAGCCGUCAGUGACACAAGAGCAGAACUACAGAACGAGCACAGCUGGAAACUCGAGAUUCUCUCAGGUGACCAUGAGCAAAGGUACUGGCAGAAGAUCCUGGUGGACCGUCAAGUCAAGCUGAACCGUCCGAGGGAAAAGAAGCGGGGGACAGAGAAGCUCAUAUCCAAAGCAGAAAAAAUCAUCAUAGCCCGGGCCAAGGAAGCUAAUAAGCACAUUCGCUUCCAAGAAGACUGACAGUUGCUGAAAACUGUUUUUUUUGACAAACACACGUUUAAUUAACUGUAAUCUUUACAUGAUGUGAUGAGAAGGGGACAGUUUGUGUUAAUGUUUACUAAGCUGGAAGAGAACUGAAUGGAAAACUUGUUAAAAUGCAGAAUGUCCCCUUUUUUUUUUUUUUUUUUUUGUUUGUUUGCACUGGAGCCCCCAUGAUAAUGUGGAUUGCUGCUAUGCAUAGAGACAUUUUGGCAACAUUUUUUUAAAUUGAUAGCCUUUUUUUUAAAAAAAAAAAAGAUUCUGUACAUGAUGUAAAUAUAAUUCAUUUGAAAGUUCUCCCAGUCAUGAAAUGGACGAGUUGAGGCAUUUCCUUUUGAAGAUGCCUUUUUGUUUUUUUAAUAAAAUGUCAUUAUUUUA